CAAGGGUGUUUUGAGCAGCGAAACUCUUCAUGCUGUUCGCCGAUACAUGUUAAAUGGCAUUUGUGUUUAUAUUAUCGCUUUUGUUGAUGGAUCAUAUAGAACACCAGGAACCAUAACUGGAUACGAUUAUAGAUGAAAACAUAACUAAUACAACAUAAUUUUAUACAUUAAAGCACAUCAGUUGAAGACAGGACAAGAACAUGGGAGCUUCCGGGUCUCAGCCUGAGAAAAGGAUCGUGCUUCUUGGGAAAACCGGAGAUGGCAAGAGCAGCGCCGGGAACACGAUUCUCAAACAGCAAGUCUUCAAGAGUAAAGCUUCACCCGAGUCUGUGACGGCUGAAUGCGUCAGUGGAGAGCGGAAGGUCGACGGCAGAAAGAUCACCGUUAUUGACACCCCUGGACUCUUCGACACUGGACUGAAUGAUGAGACCAUCAAAUCUGAGAUCAUUAGAUCCGUGAUCGAAAGCUCUCCGGGUCCAGACAUGUUCACCAUCGUCCUGAAGGUCGGGAGAUACACAGGACAAGAAAUGGAGAUUGUGGAUAAAAUCGUGGAGUGUUGUGGGGAAGACACCUUCAAUCAUUCAGUGGUUUUAUUCACUCACGGCGAACAGCUGGAGGGUCAAACCAUUGAGGAAUUUGUGAAGGUGAGUCCAAAGCUACAGGAGCUAGUUGAUAAAUGUGGAGGCCGCUGUCACGUCAUCGACAGUAAAUACUGGAAAAGGCGGAAAAUUGGAUACAGGAGCAACAGAGUUCAGGUGAAAAAUCUUCUGGAGACCAUCGAACAGAAGCUGAAGGACAGUAAGAACGGCUGCUACACCAAUGAACUGCUUCAGAUAGUGGAGGACGAGAUUCAAGAGGAGAUGAAGAACGUAGACGAGGUCAAUUUGUUGCCAGAAGAGAAACGAGAAUUAGCGAAAAAGAUUGUGCACAAAAAACUUCUCAAUCGGCUCGCGGGAGUGACCACAGGGACGCUGACCGGUGCUUUUCUGGGCAUCGGUGUCGCAGUGGCAUCUGUCGUGAGUUUACUGAAAGCCACCAAUGUUCCCGAGGUGGUGACAGCAGGAGCCGCAGCAGGAGCCGCGGGAAUAGCAGCAGGAGCAGUAGCGCUGAAAGCAGGGAUUGUUGCCGCGGGAGCUGGAGUUGGAUUAGCUGGAUCGGGUCUCGCUGCCGCUACAGGUGUUGCUUUCGGAGUCGCAGCUUUUGCCGGAGCGAUCGGAGGAGGAAUUACUGGAUAUAAAGCAGCAGAUGAGGGCGAUUCGGUGUGUGUCACCAUAAAGAACACAGCCAAACUCAACUAUGAGAACGCCAAAGGUGCGGCGAAAAAGGCAAAGAAACAUCAAAACAAACUGUUAAAUAAUGAGGACAAUUGUACUGAUUAGGGAACAGAGCAGUUUUUAGUUAUUUAUGGAAUAGAUUAUAUUAUCAUUGUUUUAUGUGCUUUAUCAGGCUUUUUUUUGUCUAAAUAAUGCAUUCACUAUAUUACAUGUAUAGUGUUGAUGUAUGUUGAGUAUGCGGAAACGUGGAAAUAACGCAGAAGUGAAUUGUAAUAAUAAAGAGCAGACCUGA
Pimephales promelas (fathead minnow) is the source of this 1566-nucleotide messenger RNA. RefSeq names its product GTPase IMAP family member 7. The record is from RefSeq and is a predicted model, not a curated record. Gene Ontology annotation, molecular function: GTP binding. NCBI's taxonomy places the organism in Eukaryota, Metazoa, Chordata, Actinopteri, Cypriniformes, Leuciscidae.